Monopterus albus (swamp eel) is the source of this 4615-nucleotide messenger RNA. Its product is annotated as phosphoinositide 3-kinase regulatory subunit 5-like. Gene Ontology annotation, molecular function: 1-phosphatidylinositol-3-kinase regulator activity. NCBI's taxonomy places the organism in Eukaryota, Metazoa, Chordata, Actinopteri, Synbranchiformes, Synbranchidae. The record is from RefSeq and is a predicted model, not a curated record. Gene Ontology annotation, biological process: G protein-coupled receptor signaling pathway; positive regulation of MAP kinase activity. Gene Ontology annotation, cellular component: phosphatidylinositol 3-kinase complex, class IB. The transcript has 23 exons. The coding region runs from base 1418 to 4081 and encodes 887 amino acids.
UCAGUGAGCCCAUGAUAUUUCAUCUUGUGCCUUCAUGAAGUCAAAUUUUUCACUUGUCCAGUAGAGUUUCUGGAGCCACUGCAUCUCUGAAACUGCCAUGCCAGAGAUGAACAGCAAGGUUAAUUAACGAGUAAGUGCCUUUUGGGGCUCCCCUUGACCCAGGGUCCUGGCAUUUGACCCAGUGUUCCUCCAAUGCUGGCGGCCCGCGCGAAGGUCAGGUGACAGGAAAUGGAGAAAAAACGGUUGACUGGAGGGAGAAUAGAAUUCAUGGAAAUUUCUGGAGAACAACGGGAGCGCGAGGAAGUGGAGAUGUGGAUGAAGGCGGAGGCAGAGCAAAAACAACCGAGGUCGGAGUCCUUGUCCUGUGACCCUGUGGAUGAUUGCUGUGACUGUGUCUGAUCCCUGUGCUGAUUCUGGGCUUCUGAUGGUGACUCCACUCUGAUGCCACAACAAGAUUGAAUCCCACCACCCUGUGUGAGACACACAUGGAGGCACAGAAAAAGUUCCAGGAGAAUCGGGAUGUGUUUCCGACCUCAUGAGCUAUCCGGGGUCUGCUCCCAGAGCCCCAUCCAACUUCACAGCGUGAGAAUACAGCGGAGCGAGUGCUCUCUUCUCCGGGCUGAGGAGACUCAGUUACAGGAUCCAGGACCGGUCUCUGUGACAGGGUCUGCCUCUCUUUCUCUCUCAAAUGUGGAUUCACUGAUAGCAGAUAAACCAUUAUACCGUAAUGAAAACCAUGUGCCAUGUGAGCUACACAGCAGGAUAGUGCAGUGAAGAACAUGUAUUCCACUGCUGCCUCCGUGCUGGAUCUACAGUUGUCGCUGAUAACUAAGUGUGUAGUCCGAGGGGGUUCGGAGGGGCGGGGGUUAAGCUCUGGCUCGGAGCCUCAAGAUGUCCAGCAGCACCUCUUACUGUAACUGAGGGCCAAGAAGAGAACACAGAAGAUCUGACAGACCCGGCUCUACUCGCUCUCUGUGUCUCAAGUCACUGUGUCUGAGCCAACUCUGAAAUUUGUGCCUUCACAUCUGAUGCCAAAUCAUUUAUCACAUGAGAAGACAGUGGACCAACAAGGCAGCGAUGUUCUGAGCUGUUCUUGCACCAGAUGUACAGUAGCAUGCAGAGGACUCCUCCCCAGUCAUCAGCACCGCGUCAGCAUAAAGACUCAGUCAGUUCCUGUGUCGUAGCAGUCAGAGGGUCUGUUUGUGAAGAGCAGCACCACAGGAGGAUGUGGUCUCUGUAUGGUUUCCUUCCACUGUGUCACAGAUGCAGUCGACCUGGAAUGAUCUAGGACACCGAUUGCUGCAGGUACAGAAACAACACCUGAAUUUAAAGAGGCCCCAGGACAGAUGUGUUACACUGUGGCAGUAACAGUCAGAUUUGCGUGCCGUGGUUGAGCAGUACCGCCGGACAUUCGAAGAUGGAGCAGAGCUCAUGUACAGAGGAUCGUAUCCAGCACGUCCUCGAGCGGUGCCUGUGUGACCUGGGUCCUCACACUCCUGACAAACAAUUCUGGAAUGCGGGGAUGUGCACUAACCGCUGGUGUUUGGAGGAACUUGUGAAGAGAGAUCCCCACAACUUCCUCAUCCUUCUGCAGAAAAUACUGAGGAAAACAAAAGAGGUGCGAGAGCAGUGUCAGUAUGAGCUGGUGGUGCCUCUUUCUCUCCUGUUCUCUUCAGCCCUCCUAAAAGCUCCGUACGUGGCCCCGGACUGUGGCGUCCUGCAGGAGGCCUACCUUCUGUUCCACAGCUUCCUGUCCUGGCCGGAGCCCUGCUGCUCUGCCGCCAAACGCCUGCUGAGCGUCAUCAAGCAGGAGCUCAGAGCACCAGGUAUUUCGUUUCACAGACUGCUGAGGACGGAGCAGGGCUUCUCACCCGAGAGUCACAGCCCUAAAACCAUGAUGGUGCUGUUGGUGAGCCCAGAUGAAGACGCCCCUCCAGAGGUCCAGUAUGUGUCUGAGCAGCUGACCCGCACCCAGCACACCAGCAGAGACAUCACCGUCACCCUCAUCUGUCAUGCUGUGCAGGCAACUCUGGGCUCCAAACUUGACCUGCAGGCGCUCCGCACUGCCCUAAAGACAAAGCAGACUGAGGAGCUGGAGCAGCUCCUGGAGGCCGUGACCAAGAGCAUGGAGGCGGCAGCAUCUACCGCAGAUGUCAACGCAGCCAGAGAGGGGCUGCUGAGCAGCAUGGAGAGGCUCAGAGGGCGCCUGGCUGCUGCCGACGGCUGCUCACACACUGGAGCUGUUGAGACUUUCAUGCUGCCCUUCCCCAGAUGUCACACAUGCUCCUGGGAGAACGACAGCUUUGAUAUUCUUUAUGACAUCCUCACCAGCGACCUGGGUUCACCUGCAGACUGUUUCCUAGACCAGGAGGAUAAUACAGAUGCCACUGUGGAUGAGGAAGAUGAGCUGGAGGCAAACAAAAUGAACCAGGAGUUUCAAAACCACCGCAUCUCCACUGCAUCCUCUUCCUCCAGGGACUCUGCGUUUUCCUGCUACUCCCAAUCCUCUGGCUGGUCGCUGCCGUCCGGCUCGUCAGGUGUGGAAAGUGACUUCAGUGAGGACACGGGACAUGAGGACCCAGAGGUGGGAGGAGAGAGCCAACCGAAGCCUAGAAAGAAACCCAAAAAGAAGUCCAGAUCCCUGUUAGGAGUUGAGCGCUUCUCCAUGCUUUUCAAGACUCCCCGCAGCCCGAGCGUUUGCCGCCGUGCCCAGAGCAUGGCCUGUCGUAGUGAUCUUACCAAAGACUCCCCGCUCAAACCCUCCAGACAGGUCUGCUCCCUGCAGGCAUCCGCUGCUGCCUUAGAUCCUCUUGUCCCCCAGAAGCAACUGUGCGUCCGCAGGAGGCCGAUCCUGAGCUGCAGCGAGGCCGAUGUGGCCGAGGCGCCCACCCUGGUCAAAGUAGUGGUGUUUGGAGGUGACAGGGAGGCCGGCAGGCUGGCCAGAGCUUACAGCGACCUGCAGCAGAAGGAGAGCAAGUGUCCCCGACUCACCAGGAUAUGCAGACUGCAGUUCUACUUUGUUCCCACCAGGCGGAGCAGUGCAGCAGGAGGACACACAGCAGCUGACCUGCAGACAGGAAGUUCAGCCAAAGCUGCUGCCUCAGCGGAGUCAAAUGGCGUUGCAGUGGAGGACAGUACGGUUGAUAUCGCCCAAAUGCUGGGCAUGAUGGACCCCUGGUACAAGCGCAACGUCCUCAGUCUGCUCAGCCUGUCCUCAGACGUCCUUCGUCAGAAGUCCUGUAAGGAGGAGGACGUCUCAGGGAGCAGCGGCAGCGUGGAGCGUCUUCCCCUGCUGGCCGACCUGGUGCUUUAUUACUGCAGAGAAGCAGACCGGCCUGUUCUGGUGCAGCUCUAUCAGGCCGAGGUCAGAGGAGCACCACGCACAGUGUGUUGCUGCAGGAAAUACAAGAGUGACCGUGGGUUGACUUGCUCACAGCAGGUGCUUUGUAUUGUUUCCUCUGCACAGCUGACUCUGGCUGGAGGGGAGAGGAGAAGGGAAGUGUUCAUUUACUCUCUGGAGCUGGGGCACUCUGCUGGAACCAGAGCAGUGAAGGCCAUGGGCGCUGCCAGCAAAAGGCUUGGGAUCGAUGAAGAGCGAGAGGCUGUCCCACUGACACUAAGUGUGUCCUACAACAAGGUGGCUGUUAGUGGGAGGAGUCAGUGGAUCCAGGCGGAGAUAGUCUGCACAUCUGUUAAUCUGUACACAGCCUGCAGGAAGCCCAAGCAGCUAGAUUCAAGAACAGAAAGUCUCCAGUUGACGAUGGCUGAAGUCCUGAAGAGGCAGAACUCCAAAACUAAGAAGUGCUACAACCAGCACAUCUCAGUGUCCGAGGUGACGGUGGACAAGGUACAGGUGAAUGGCGCAGAGCACGGGAUGACGUUCGAUGUGUGUCUGGAUCAGGAUGAGAAGAAGUUCAUCCAGAGUGUCACCAGGUGUGAGGUGUCUCUGUGCUGUAAACCAGGCCAAGGUUCAGACUGGAGGGCCUACCAGCCGUUGCCGGGCCAAGUCCGCCCUCUGCACCUGUCCUACUGCUCUCUGCUCUGCCUCCCCAUCACCUCCUUCUCCGCCUCAUAUCCCUGACACACUUUGUACCGCACUGAACCAGACCACCGCAGUGCCAGUAGAACUGUGUGCAAAAGUUUGGCUUAUGAAGUGAGGAACCCCUGCAGGAAACUGACAUUAAGGAUUAUUGGCUGGUGAGAAAGUCUCUGACUCCUCCGAGCAGCUGACUGAGGACCUGAGAAUGAAGCUAACUGAUGCUACAAAGCAGGAGGUGCUAUAAAAGGUUAUCAGUGUGUUUCCAGCCUGAACUCUUCACUGUCUGAAAUGUCACUAAGAAGUGGCAGUUAAGGGUCAAAACAAGAUGUGGAAGACAAAGAAAACUUACAGAUAAAACUGCACAUCUGCAGUAAUGAGGCACAGACAGGGUCUAAAUCAUUACCUCAUCACAAAAGUCAAGUCUGCAUCUGCAAAGCAACAUCUGGAUGAGCAGAGUGGCUUGAGAAACAGAUGUCUAGAGGAAGAGAUGUGUGGCCAGCUGUUUGGGGCCGUGUUACAGCCAGUGGCAGAGGAAACAAUGCACGGACAGAGGGAAGAACGGAUUCCACAAAAAAA